Messenger RNA from Closterium sp. NIES-67, 2625 nucleotides. The record is from the annotation of a GenBank genome assembly. Lineage: Eukaryota; Viridiplantae; Streptophyta; Zygnematophyceae; Desmidiales; Closteriaceae.
AGCCUUUUCGUUUCCGCUGAUAAGCUUCACUGGAGGUAGCAAAGGUGGCGAUGAAGGAAUUUGGACGGGUCAGGGUUUUUGUUUGAAGCCGCUGUUACUUUCGGCAAGCUCACUUUGCUCAACCGCACUUCACCAUCACAUGGCGACGGAAGCGGAUGAGUCGCCGCAUGCGUUCCAGCUGCAUUGCCGGUUUCGCUACUUCCGCGCUCUUAGUUUCCCUCGCGUCGCUCCGUUUCGCGGAAAAGCUUGCCUCGUCGCGUCCCGUUGAGCGUCGUAGCGGUGCGCGUCCAUGGCAUGGUGUAGCUUCUGCGACGCCCUUGUCCCACUUCGUACCGGUACUCCACCAGAUCACAAUGCGAAGAGAGUAACGCCGUGCCGCCCUGCGUUGCGAAGCGGGUCGUGCAGGGCGCCUCUGCUGGCGGUGCUCUAGUUGCCACUGAUGGCUCACCCCCCGUGUAUGUGCGACCAGGUUCAGUCUAGAAUCUGCCCCGAAAGCACACCAAAGCCUCAUGUGAGCAACUUCGGCAGCGUCACCCGUCCCCCACGCCACCCCCACUUUGCACCCAACCCCCCUCCCCCUUCCCUCCCCUUCAUCUUGGCCUUCCCCUUCCCCCGUUCCCUCUCCCCUCUCCCCAAUACUUCCGCUCCCUUGUGAGGAAUCCACAGUAAGGUACACCAUAUCCGUCCAACCCUAUCUCCUCUUGCACCCCUCCCCGUCCUUGCCACCUCUUCAAUGGCCCUCCCUCGUCCCAUCCCUCCUCUUACCACCACCGGUGGGCCGGUGGACCGGUUCAGUGAGCGGGGCACAACGGGGUUCGAGGGGCGGCAGUUACGAGCGUCCGCGUGCAUCCCGCCCUCUGCCUGCCCCAAGAUAGUCCCUCCGUGCGCCCCAACGCUCCAACCAGCUCGGGCUUCUCAGACUGGCGGCGCGCUGGUGCAUGUGUGCAGAUGCUGCAUGGUUUUCCCUUUGAACCUUGAAAGACCUGCUGGACAUGUGUUUGAACGGUGAGACGAGCGUCGGAGGCAUGAGGCACGUGGCAUAGAGGCGAGAGACACGUGAACGGAAACAUGGGGAGGUGGGCAGCAGCAGCAGCAUGCACAACACAUGUUACAAUGACUGAAGAGAUGCAGCAGAGCCCAGUCACGGUUGCACAGGAUGUAUCGCGGCAACGAUGCAUCGACGUGUGUCGCUCUGUUCAGCUCAGCAUGGAUCGCUGCAACCUGCAAGUUAGGUGGAUCGUGAAGCCAGCGACUUGCAGCAAGCCAAGCCGAAGAGAGCAGUACAAGCACUGCUGCUGCUGCACAGCGGGCUUGAUGUAGCUGGAGGCCUUAUCAUCUGCGGGCUCAGACCUCGCGCACUGCUCGUGCUGCCUCUCUUCCUGCAGCAUCGGUAGGAGGCAGCACGAUUGUCCCUGUCAGCUCCAGCGGAGGUUGCAGCAGGGCUGCAUGCUGCUGAGUCAGCAGCUGUGUUUGCCGCGCCAGCAGUGGAGGGAGGGCAGGCGUCACUCCGGUCUGUGAAGGGCCUGAGAGCCCUCUGUGUGCAAGUGGCUGAUGCCUGCUCCAGAUGCACGUGGCGAAAGCCGUGCUGGCAGCAGCAGCCCAGCUGGCAGUGCGGCGGAGCGAGGCCAGUGGUGCGGGCAAGGAGGACGCGCAGGCAGCGACGCCACAGGAGACGCUUCUGCCCAUGCGCUCGCUCCUGCCCGCCGCUCCUCCUACAGGAACCAGCCCCCCUCCUCCGCCUCCCCGUACCAUUCCCACCACUGGCUCCUCCUCGCCCUCCUUGCGCCCGCCCAUGCUGCCGAACGUGGUGGGCGCGUGCAGCCGUCUGCUGCAGGCAACCGCUUCCGUGUCCAGUCCUUCCUGCUCCAGCCAGCCGCCCUCCUCCCAGUACAAGCACCAGCGCGCUUGAUAACGUGCCUGGCACCCAUCCUGAUGGCGAUAGAAGCAGCGGUCAGGGGCACGCGAGUUGGCGGGGCUGCUGCUGUGGGAGUAUGGCAGGGUGGUGGGGGAGUCUGAGAUUACUCAAGAGUCAAACUUUCACCUCCCGCCACACCCUACUCGUCUGGACCCCCAUCUCUCAUCUUUCUACCCUGCCGCCAAGUGCUCUCGUCGCUACUCUCCCAGCUCGCCAGUGCUCUGUCCCUCCCAUCCGCCGAUCCACCCGUCCGCCCAUCUCUGAGGGAUGACUUGCUCCUCUCGAGCCAUCUAUCCCCCUCCCCCCCCCCGCCUUGGCCGGUGGGCGGUGGGGGCAUCUAGGCCUUGGGCAGUGCGUACAUGUCCGCACUCCCUCACCCUUGCAAUGGGCUCACCACUCAGCAGAUCAUGCAUUAUCUUACGUCGAAUGUUGGUGUGCACCGUAAUUCCCCCCCCUUCCUCCCCCACACCCCCCCCUUGCUGUGGCGAUGUAGCGUCUCAUGCGCAUUGGCUUUUUGGUCCAGCUGAAGGCGUUAUCAUAUAACCCGUCACCGAUCUGUGUGUGGCAGAAGCCAUGGGCUAUGCAGGGGGCAUUGCUGGGGGAAUAGGCAUGGGGGCGAGGCGACUGGUGGUUGUCUCGUGCACAGUCCUUUUACCGGUAUUGUGAAUCUUGUCAACUGCAUGUCCAUGGAAUGAACCUGCUGCUGGAGC